UUUUGCAAUUACGGUAAUUUAUAUUGUAUCUGAAGAUCUAAUGAAGGAAUGAAGGAUCACAUUCCAUCUGACUUUUUUACACUAAAUGCAUUUGAAGAAUUUUAUACUUUUGGAACCUCUAGUAGAUCUUCUGUCACUGUGGCAUAAACAAUGCAGAGGAAAAAUGUUGAAAAUUAAAACUUUGUGAAUUCGUGUAAAUCUGUGAUGAAAAAUUUGCAAUUCAAUAGGAUUUGGUUUUGAAGAAAUAUUACUGGAAAUUAUAUAAUCUGAUGCACAUUAAAAGCAAAUGUGAAUUUAAGAGGACAUACAGUAUCUCAUGUUGUAAGAUGGUACCUUUUUAUGCUGCAGAUGUUCAAUCUAUUUUAUUUCCUGCAGAGAGAUUUGCACAUGUUGUUAUGCGACUGUUAUUGUUUUCUUAAAAGUAUUACUGUCAUAUUCCAGGAAGGAAAAAAUCUGACACAGUGAUACAAUAACACUAUGAUGAGCAAUGUCAACAUUUUUUUCAUCUUGUGUCGAGGAUUGUGUAAGAAUUGAGCAUCUUUAUUCAUUAGUAGAUUGAAGAAAACAGAUGCAUUUUAGAGGCAUACUGCAUUUUUUACACUUUAUGGGAAGUUCCAUUAAUUCUAGCACCUAGAGUAUUUCUUACUAUCUUUUCGUAAGCUAUAGUUGAAAUGCAUUUAUUGGCUGGUAAAAAUGUUUUUUUCAAAAUUAACCAAAAUGAAAAAUGAUUGAUAGACAAUGUUGGUUGCGUAGAUAAGAAAAUAUAAAUUAAACAUAAUUAACUACUGUUAAAUUGAUGGGAAAAUAUGAAUUUUAUCUCAUAAGUUCAUAAAUUUGAAGGUUUUUUAAGAAAUGAUUAAAGAUAUUUUGUUGAUCUGUGUAAAUAAUAUCUUGUAGACUGAGUCUUUAUCUUAAAACAUUUAAUUGACCAUCAUAAAUUUUACAUGGAUAAUUUAAGUAAAAGAAAUCUGAUGCUUUAAAUGCUUCAGUUUAAAGAUGUAUAUCUAUGCAUUCAUUAUGGCAAAAAAAAUGAAUUUUGAGUUUUAUUGAUUUAAUAUAUACCAGAAAGGUUUUGUUUAUGGUUUUUGAGGUGUACCUUUCUAAUACUAUAUAACGAUACACAUAAUUACUACAGUGGAGAAUGUCUCUUAUUAAAGCAAGACCUUUGAAAAGGAAGUCAACAGAAACAUUUGUUUACAGGAAGCUUAAUAGAUUCCUGUAAGAAAUCAAAUCUUUGUUAAUGGAAGAUCUCUGUAUGUUCUAAGACUGCCACCCAAAGAAUAAACAAAGUGUAGCUUUCACCAGUAACAUGUAUCAUAUGGAUAUAUGCAUAUAUUAUAAAAAGAGUUGAGUGAGGAUACUGUAUAGAAUUGUUAAUUAUCAUCUGGAGAAAAAUGAACAUGUUAUUUCAUUAUGUGUAAGACAGCUGAUUUGAGAAAAUUAGAAGAAAAGAAGCUUCAAAUGAUGAAAUAAUUACUUCAAGACAUAACAAGGAAAUAUAAACUUAGUAGACAAGGGAAUGGAAAUUGACAGAUGAGCUCUCAAAUGUAAAAUUGUAAUUGGCAGAAUUAAAGACUCACUUUUAAUAUUUUAAUGGAUUUUUGGUACUUUUGAUAUAUGAAAAAACUUACCAAAGUUGAGAAAACUCAAUAACGGAACAUUUGAAUACUGUGGUGGACAAUGGAUAACUUUAUCUUUGACUGGGGUGGUGGAUAUGGGAUAGUAUUGGAAAGGCAGCAGGUGAUGGCCCACAAACAUAUAGCCAUACCAACAUGGCUGGAGGCCUUGGGACUGUCAGAAUAUAAUGGGCUGUUCCAUACUUAUAAUGGAGUAGAGGAUUUGAUCUACCUUGGUGAAUCAGAUAUUAAAGAUCUUGGAUUGAAGAAUGGAGCCCACAGAGCUAAAAUUGUGUCUAGCCUUAGACUUCUUAAAGACAGAUAUGAGAGAGGUCAUAAAGCAACUCCAGUUAUACAGAGAAGUAACAGUGCUUCAGCUCAGUUGUCAGCGUCGCCCCCUACACCAACAGUAUAUUCACCUGACUAUCAGGUAGUUAACGUGGCACCUAGAAGAUUGGAGCAUGAUUUAAUAGCAGAAUUACAAAGUGAACCGUCAGAAUUGAAACAUUGGCCUUGGUAUCAUGGUAGUAUAUCUAGACAAAGAGCUGAACAAUUAACCAUUAGAAGCGGUGAUUUUCUUGUGCGUGACAGUAGUUCUCAUCCUGGGGAUUUUGUAUUAACUUGUAGUACUAAAGGAGUACCAUUACAUUUUAUGAUAAAUUCAGAAGUGAAGGAACAAGAAACUCACAUCCCUUUAAUAUCUUACCGAUUUGAAGACGAACUUUUUGGAUCUAUUCAGGAUUUAAUACAAUUCUAUAUGGCGCAUAGGAAAAAAAUAACAAAAUCGUCAGGUGCUGUGAUAAGUAACCCAAUAGCUAGAACAAUGCCAUUGAGUUAUUAUGAUACAAAAUAUGGAUUCAUGAGUAGUCUGAAUACAACAGGGCAUUACACACCAUGUGGUGGUACUACUCCAAAACCUAGUCCGUUCAAUACUCCAUCUGUUACACCCAACACAAGUCCUCGUUCACAAAGAAGACAUCCAACAAGAUCAGGAAGUCAACCGUUAUUGCCUGUGGACAGUGAAACAUUUGUCCACCGUGUUCCACAUAUUGAUAGAUCUGACAGCUUACCUGUCAUACCAGGCAGAACAACGCCACCAAGAAAUAAUCAGACUAUACCACAAGUUGUAAUCCCUCAUUAUCACCAGCGAGCUGGCAGUGAACCAGUUCUGGGACCUUCUCCUGGUUACAGUGUCAUUCAGAAUAAUGGACAGCAUGACAAAUUUCUGACUCCACAACCUAACAAACUGUCAAAUUCUAAUUCAGAUAGUGAUUUGAAUAAACCACCACCACCAAAACCAAGUAGGAUUCCCUCCAUAAAAUAUAAACAAAAACCAUUGGUUGUAAAAAGGACUGAGGUUCAGGUCGAGGAUGAUAGAGACUACACUGACUAUAUGCAGGUUAAACAAGCGCCAUCUUGGUUAAAAAAUCCUGCAUUUGAGAGAAAUAAUAAUCAUACUCAAGACACAAAUGACAAUUUCAUAAAAAAUUCUUCAGAAGAUUAUGAUAAUAAUUUUGAAAAUGAAAAACAAUAUCCUGAGGAAAAUGGAUUGACUGAUCAUUAUAAAUGUGUUGAUUCUAAAUCUAGGAAAUGUUCAGAUACUAGAUUUAACUUUCUGGACCAAAGAGAUUAUUCUGAAAUUCCUGAUAUCCCAGUGACUCUUAAUGAAUCUGAUGACAAAAUAGCAUUACAAAAUGAUAAUCGUAAUAGUUACGCUGAUUAUGAUGCACCUAAAACGCUGGACAGACAAAUUUCUAUUCCAGAAAUAGAGAUACAGUCAAACUUUCAUCCAAAAUUAUUUUCUUCUUCAUUGUUGUCAGAUGAAAACAAGCCAUUAGAACCUGCAGUUUUAAUUGAUGUGAAAAAUGUUCUGUUAAGUGGGGAUCCUAAAACACUGGCUAAUCAUAUUACAAAACUUGACCUUGACCUUUGUAAGGUCAUUGAGGAACAUGACCUAGGCGUUGGUGUUAAAUCAGGAUUAGAAUUACUGACACUUCCACAAGGCAGUCAACUGAGACAAGAUAUAAUAGAAAGGUGUUACUGUACAAAGAUUUUCACCAUGGUAAUGAUUUUGACAUGUCCUAAGAUUGUGGAGAGAGCAUCCAUGUUGAGUCAGUGGAUCCAGACAGCAGUACAUCUCAGAUCCACACUUGGUAAUAUGUUGGGGUUUGCCAAUGUUAUGGAAGGACUGAUGAGUCCUCAGAUACAAAGAUUGAAAGACACAUGGUUAGUUUUACGUCAGAAUCACACCAACAGUGCUUUUGUGUUCGACACUAAACUCAAAACUGCAUUUAAGACUCUCAAUGAUGGGAGUGGGUUACUUCCCUUACAAAAUGUCUGUAUUCCUGACAUUGCACCACUUGUUGUUUUACUAGAGAGAAGUAUUGACACUACAUCCAUGCAACUUCCAUGGGAAUCAUCUGAUCCGAACUCAGGACUGGACAUUCUAUUGACGCAUUUAGAUACUGCAAGGCUGGUAACAGCACAGUGUGGAACUUACAGAAUUAAUGGACAAUCGGUCAUUAAGAACUUUACUGAAGAUGUGAAAACUUGUGAUAUAUUUAGAACAGAAUUUCAUAUGAGAAUAUGUUGGGGUGCAAAAGGAGUAGUCGUAGGUAGAGAAGAUCGACAAUCAAAAUUUGAGCAGUUGUUAACAGUGUUAUCAAAUCGUACUGAAAGUUCAGAUGAUGAUGGUACAGCUGUUUAAACUUUCUAAUGCUGAACAUAUUAAAAUCUGAAAGAGUUAUUUCCCUUGACAGUGCUAUCAAAUCGUACUGAAAGUUCAGAAGGUGAUUGUUGAGUUGUUUCAAUAUACUCCUGAUUAACAUAUUAAAAUAUGAAGGAGUUAUUUCCCUUUUAUUUAAAAAAAAUAGUGGAUAUCACAUUUUGUAGUUAAUAUAACUGAUAACAGAAAUUUUUUUAUCAGUGUAUUUUUUAGUCAGUUUAGUGUAAAAUUCUGAAUUUAUGUGUUGGAAUUGUUACAUCUGUAGAAGAAUUGAAUCAAAGAAGUCAAUUCCAAUUGACCUCAAGGUGAUAAUGUGUUUUGAUAAUGAAUUCCAAAGAUAUUUUCAAGCUUUUCUUCCCAUCAUCUUUACUUUUUUUUUUUAGGGUUGAGAACUUUUCAAACAGAUGUGAAAUGUCUUUAACUUAUGAAAAUUAAUAUGUCAUUUUUUAUAAACAGUGAAAUUUAAUUGUUUUUUUAGUCUUGACAAGAUAGUUCAAACAAUAAAAUAUUAUUUUAAGUAGAUCUCUAUCCUCUGAAUCACUCUUGUGUUACCAGGUAACCGACAAUCUCCAGGUCUCCUCCCAAAGCAAAAAAUAUCGUUCAAGAACAAAAAUGGUAAAUUUUAUUUUCUAUUGUUUUCAAACAAAUUUUUCAUAUUUAAUAUCUUGCUCCUUAGAUAUUUGUCCUCAUAGAAAAUGAAAAAAAAAACCUUUGCAGGUGUGCUCGUUGUAAUAUGAAUGUCCAGAUGGUGUCUACAGAAAAGAGAAUAAUGGGCUAAAUCUCUUAAAAAUGGACUCAAAGAGUAUAGAAUAGAGACAUUUAUGGCAAAAAAAUAAAGGACAGAGAAUAAUGACCUGAAAAAUUACAGAAUACAAAAAUGAAGGACCCCAUCCAGACCCUCUAAUAUUGCUUUUGAUUUCCAUGCUCAGACUGAAUCCCAAAUAAAAAAAAGAAAAUUUAUAGGCAUCUGAUGUUUGUGACCCUUUCCGUAUAUUGUAGUGUUCUGGAAUAAUGUAUGAAUACUGGUAUGAGUAUGGGUCAGAUAGCUCUUGAAGGACUCUUUAUGUUUCAUUUGUGAGCAUUCUGCCAAGUUUUUAUAUCCAUAAAGAAGAAUAUUUUGGUUUAUUGUUUUUUUAUGUUUGCAAUGACAUAAGAUUAACAUGUGCUUCUGAUAUGAAACAUGCCAAAAUGAACAUGAAUGUAACAGUGGGGAAGAUGAUGAUAAUAUGUGAUAUUUAACACAAUUUGAUUAAAAUCAGAUCUUUCACUUCGCUCCGCUCCGAUAGAUUGUUCAUCGCUCAUUUAAGAUUCGAAGACAUCCCAUAAGGGAUCAUAUUCAGUGACCUUUUAUCAUCCAAUAAAAUCUUUCUUUGCCAAAGUUUCAGUAUUUUUUACUAUCGAUUUUCAACAUGUUGUUGGGUAAACUGUUCUGAAAUUCAAAGUUGAAACUCAAUUAAACAAAACAGUAAAGUGUCAUUGGUUUCUUUAUUUUUAUAUUUUAAAUUUAUAAGUUUGUAAAUAAUUAUUAUAAUGCAUAAGUUUUUAUCCAAAUGGGCUUAUCUAUGUUUGUGGAAUAAAUUCAAAUCAAAGUGCCAGCAGUGUGUCACUCAAAAUGAUAGGCUGAUUGAAAAUUUGCUAAAGGAUAUCUUAAUAUGACCCCUUAUGGGAUGUUUUCAGAUCUUACAUGAACAGCUUGGAUAUCUAUCAGAGCAAAGCGAAAGAAUAAAACACAACUUAUAAUAAGGAAAUUGUGUAAAUGUGUGUGUAUAAUUGUAUUUUUGUAUAUUUGUGUGUUGCUUGAAUCGAUAGUGAUUGUUGUUCGACCAGGAAACUGGGGGGGGGGGGGGGGGGGGGGGGUUGUGAUUUAAACCAAACCACUACAGGAUAGGGGCAGACAUCUAUACUGGUAUAUCUGGUAUAUUGUUUAAAAACCAGUAUUGUUCGCUCGACGGAAGAAAAAUGUUGUAUAAUUUUUAAAAUAGAAAUAUUUUUAAAUCAUUUAAUUCGCCUGUGUGAAAAAUUAGACGAAUGCAUAGAAAAAUGUCACAUGAUACAAUUUUUUCAACCUCCACAUUGAAACGACAACUAUCCUGGAACUCUCCUUUAAGACAAGAGUACUAUAAAACAUUCCUUGGAUGGACCAAAUUUGAUGAAAUCUACAAAAAGUCUCCUGUGAAACUCACAUCUGCUUUCAUUUACAUCUGUUUUUACUUUUGCUUUUUGUUAAUUUUUAUUUUGUUAACUAACUAAUGUUUCGCUGAAAUGUGAGUUUAAAAUAUUUUUAAAACUUGCAUUACCAGGGAUACAGAACAAGAAAUGCCAGUACAAUUGUAUAGGUAUAAAAUAAGAAGAUGUGGUAUGAUUGCCAAUGAGACAACUUUCCACAAGAGACUACAGUAAAAGAAAUAGAACAUUGAUGUAAUUGAAUAUGUAGACAGGUUUAUAAAUAAUUAGAAAAGGAAUCUAAUUUAUAAUGUAUAUCAGAGUACUUGUUUGUCCUGGCUUUUAUAUUAUAUUAUAUUUAUGUUUAUGAACCAAUGGUAAAUUUUAUUUGCAUUAGAUAUUUAUGAAUUUCCUUGUUUUUACUAUGCAAUUAGAUUUUCCAUGAAUGAAAUUUUUCAUAUUGAAUGAUGUGCCACACAGUUUUUGAAAAUUAAACAUGCUGAAAUAUUGACACACAUGUUCAUAUAAGCUGGUACAACCUUGUAUUAAUUUUAUUAUUGUGUCCUGAGAUGGUUUUCUUUUUAUUUUCAGACAGUUUAAUUUAUACUGUAAACAGUCAACCAACUUAAUUUCCUGGAUAUAUUUAUUGAUAUUUAGACCUUCCUUAUCUAAAUCUCCAUUUUAGCAACUUUGCUAAUGUAUUCUUACAAGAGAAGAUCCUAUUGGGGAAUAUUUGUGACGAUUUAUGUUUUUUUUCUAUUCUCUAAAGUUGUGAAAAUAAAUCGCUCAUGAAAAUUAUUUGGUUUACAGUAAGGAAAGGAGUAUAAUAAAUACCCUAUAUAACUGACCAUAUUAAAAGUAUAUAACUAGAAAAGUAAUACAUACAGUCAGGUAUAUAGAACUUUUAUUUUAUGAUUCAUUUUAUUUAUAAAUAUAUCUGUCAAGGAAAAUGUUUUAAUGCAUGUAAAUAUAAUUUAUACUGUUCAAAUUGUUUAGAAUAUUUACCAGAAUUGUUAGAUCAUAUUGUGAAAGGGAAAUAACUCCUGUCAAUUUCAUCCAGAGUAUGUUUCAAACACAAUAAGAUAAAGAAUUUUUAAUCAACUAUUAUAAGCUAGAAUUUUCUAUAAUAAUAAACCCCCAAAAAAUCUAAAGGCUAUUGUAAUUUUUGUGUCUAUACUGAGCUCACAAGAUAUUAAUUUGUGUGCACAGUAUGAAGGGUUUUUAGUUUUUAUGAAAGAACACAACCAUCUAUAAGACUGAAUUGAUUGUUUUACAAAGACUAUACAUUUUUAUGUUGUUUUUAUAUUUGUAGAUAUAGAUAGUAAUUUUCAUCAAUAUCAGCAUCAAAACAUUUACAGAAACGACAUUGUUGUGUCUGUUAUUGCUUAUGAAAAAUAUUUAUUAUGAAGAUAUUAAAGAGUGUCAAAAUAAA
Molecule: messenger RNA, 7936 nt
Organism: Mytilus californianus (California mussel)
Lineage: Eukaryota; Metazoa; Mollusca; Bivalvia; Mytilida; Mytilidae
Product: breast cancer anti-estrogen resistance protein 3 homolog
Exons: 7
Coding region: 1681-4323 (880 amino acids)
Biological process (GO): positive regulation of peptidyl-serine phosphorylation; small GTPase-mediated signal transduction
Molecular function (GO): protein binding; guanyl-nucleotide exchange factor activity
Source: RefSeq, a predicted model, not a curated record